GAGAGAGAGAGAGAGGCUGUUAAAGCAGGUGAUGGGGUGGGGACAAAGUCAGGAAGACCACUGGUUCUUUUUCAGUUUUGAAGUCAUUUCCUCUUGAUCAGGCCAAUGAGCCUGUUAGUCUCUACUGCCAGAUGUUUUCUCUUUGCCUCUCAAGUCCCCCUGGAGGGGUGCCUUAGCUCUACUAUCCAAUGGCCUGGAUAUGUGGGGGUAGAUUAAAAUCUUGGUUUUUGUCAACCACCACAAUGUGCAGGAAUCCACCCUAUUUUUUUGACUCAGGGCUGAACUUUGUACUCUGCCUGGUUACUUACCUGAGCGGUUUUUUCCUAGGUAGGGGUCUUGCCCUGAUGCUUAGACUAUUUAGCUAGGCACUGUUGUUCUGCCUGUCUUUUCUCAGAGGUCCUCCUCAGGAAGGAGAUAACUAAGAGACAGGUCUCCUGCUAGUGACAGAGUAUGGUUCUGCUUUAGUUCUGUGUUACAUUUUGCCAAAAGGAAGGUCCUUUGUUGUAUCCCCUCGGUUGAAUUUCCUGAGCAAUAGCUUAGUUUGCAAUAAAAACUCCUUAGAUAUUAUCUCUGCCUCUGAGGAUCCUGUGGGGGAUGUUUCAUGUACCUCAUCAGUAUCUUCAGCCUGAUCUUCACCAUUGUUACUCUCCAGUAGUCCUAUAGCUUUGGGGUAUUUCAUCUUAUAGGUACAUGGAAGAUAUUCCCAGCAUUUGGUUUUUGGAUUCCUGCCAGUUCUCAGACUCAUAACUCACUAGUAGAGGUUAAUGGACCAAUGUGAUUUUCUGUGAUUCCAAACCUGAGAUAUUUGCAACAAUAUGUGUUUAUUGGGAAUGGAGAAUAGUAUACCUUCAUCUUUCCUCAAGGUGCUGUUGAUUUUUCCCACCGUCUGCUAUAAUAUGGUUAGAAGAAGCCUAGACUUCCAAGACAUCAUGUAGAAAAUUACAUUGGUCUAUUAUAUUGCUGAUAUCUUGCCAAAUGGACCUGAUGAACGAUAAGUAGAUAAUCUACUGUAAGCCUCAUGUGGCCCUGAGGAUUGGAGAGAAACCCUAUGGCUAUUUAGGAGCACGCACUUUUUAGUAUGUAGAGGUGCUUAGUGAUCUAGAGAAUACUAGAACAUUCCUUUUGAGUGAAAAGACUUUUUCAUCAUGGAAUAAUUUGGAAAAGGAAGCAUAACUUUUGGAUCCCUAAAGGGAGCAAUGAUUCACUUUGGAAUAGAUACACAAUCUGGGCAAGAAUUUGCCUUUCCUGCCUCAGGACCUUAGGCAGCACCACUAUCUAAAGGUGUAUUCAGUACUUAGUCUACAAAACAAAAUCCCCCAAAUAACAUCUUAUUAGACAAGGGGAGCUGCUUCAUAGCAAAGAAGGUGAAAAGGAUAGAAGACAGGCCAUGGAGCUUGCUGAAGCUGCCAGUUUGACUAAUUGAACAGUUUGAAAAUAUACUUGAAGAACCCUCUUAAAGGCAAUGUUAUGGAGAAGCCCAUGAGAACCCUGGAGGAGUUUUUCCCAAACUUAUAUGAAGAUGACAUCUGAUCAGCAUAAUGGGUAGACAGCAACAGAUGUUACCUACUGACUUAGAUAUAACAGACUGUGAAUCAUGAGAGAUGAAAUUGCAACAGCAGUUUUCUUUGUCACAAGAUUGGUGAAAAAACACGAAAAACUGAGUAAACAGCAAAUGGAGGUCUUCGCAGAAAAGCUGAUGACGGUCUUGUUUGAAAAAUACAGAGGCCACUGGUAUCCUGGAUGCCCUUCUAAAGGGCAAGCAUUCAGGUGUAUCAGGAUAAAUAAUCCAAAUAAAGAGCCCCUUUUAGAAAGAGCAUGUGCUGAGAGUAAUGUGAAUUUUUCUCACCUGGGACUUCCUAAGGAAAUGACCAUAUGGGUGGAUCCCUUCGAGGUCUGCUGUAGGUAUGGUGAGAAAAACCAUCCCUUUACAAUUGCUUCUUUUAAAGGCAGAUGGGAGAAAUGGGAACUGUCUCAACAAAUCAGUUAUGCUGUUAAUCGAGCCACAUUAGAUUACUCCUCUGGUACUUCCUCUGAUGAAGAAGGCGGUAGCAGGGAACCUCAGGCCAUUCCUAAAGUCAUCAACCCCAAGAGCAUCUAUCAGGUUGACAACUUCAAACAGUCCUUCCAACCUUCAUUCUUCAUCCCCUAUAGAAAGAGAAUGGUGGGCGGCAGUCUGGGCCUCCUGGCCAAUGUCUACCGUGCUGCCUAUAGGAACCCUAAGAGUCACAGGCCCGCUGCCGUGCACAGGGUAGACAGGUACCACUGGGUCAACACAAGUGAUAAUGCAGGGGCGGGGCAUGCACUGCGGCAGGCCAGAGGAGAGGCUCUGUGUGGCCUAAAACGAAAAUGAGUCUAAGGUUGAGAGGACUAUGAAACAGAAAAAAAAAUAACAUUCGAACAAGAAUGCAAAUAGUCCCCUCACACAGGUCAUGACUGUUUUUAGUUGUACUUUUAACUUGCGUACUUUUAUAUAAAGUUGAUGUGAUGCUACUAAAUGGCUCGGCAAGCUAACAGAAUGGAAAUAUUGACUUGUGAUAAAUUCAAUGAAUUAUGAAAAGUAACAGUUUUAAAUAAACGCACUGUGCUUUUAAUACCUUCCUAGA
This is a messenger RNA of Perognathus longimembris pacificus (Pacific pocket mouse), 2603 nucleotides long. It is a transcript of the gene Btg4, whose product is annotated as BTG anti-proliferation factor 4. The transcript has 6 exons. Gene Ontology annotation, biological process: negative regulation of mitotic cell cycle; negative regulation of cell population proliferation. The record is from RefSeq and is a predicted model, not a curated record. Bases 1595 to 2350 code for a protein of 251 amino acids. NCBI's taxonomy places the organism in Eukaryota, Metazoa, Chordata, Mammalia, Rodentia, Heteromyidae. Gene Ontology annotation, cellular component: nucleus; cytoplasm.